UCCGCGUGAUGACGUGAACCAAUCAGAGUGCAUUGAAGCGUGUAGGAGCCCAUUGGGACAUGCGACGCGAACAAACCUCUAGUGAUUCUGACAUUAAUUUAUAGGUUAAUUAGACAGUUUUUCAUUUAUCAAUAAAUUUCUUCAGUUAUUUUUGUUAUAAAUAUAAUAACGUUAUUGAUGAAAUACAUAAUUUGUGAUGUCGCUAUCAGUGGAUGCAAGUGCACUUGACAUAGAUACUGUUUUAAAUAUUGAUAUUUUAAGGCAGAUAGAAGAUGAUCUUGAUAUAGAUGAGAAGAUUUCUAUACUAUUUUUAAUAAUAGAGGAUUAUGCAAAUAUAUUUAGAGAUGUUUUUAAGCUUUUUGAAAAAGCUACGAAAGAAAAUACGUACAUAAUUACAGAUUAUGUAAAACAGCAAUCAGAGAAAUGGAAAGAUAGAGUUUUAGAAGCAUUAUGCAUUUUAAAUAACCGGGAAGUAAUAAAGAAAUUAAGAUUACGAUUCAGCGAAUUAGAUUUACAAUAUUUUCCAAAAAUUAAAUUAUGUUCAAAAAAUAUAAGUAACAUUGCAAAGUGUUUAUAUGCAGUAUGUGAAUCUUUAGAUGAAGUUGACCAAAAAUUAUUAUUAAAGCUUGUUAAAUCUGAAAAUGCUAAUUAUGAACAUUUAUUAGAUAAUAUAGAUUAUCUUGAAUUACAUAUGCUAUAUUGGAUGGAAAUUGAAUAUAUUACAGUCUCAAAUGAUCAACAUAAUAUGAAAAAAUUAUUAAAGCACUUAAAAAAAUUUGAAAAUUUAAAAACAAUUUGCAUGGAUUUGGAGAAAUUUGGAAAUCAUCUACAUGUAGUCGAUACUCGUGGAACUCUUGGAAUAAAUGAUAAAAGUAAUCUUCAACUAAUUUCUUUAGAAGAAACAUCAUAUAUAGAAAAACACUGUUAUAUAAAAAAGAUACGACCCAUUAAUAGUGGAUUAUGCGUUAUUAUAAAUCAGAUGUAUUUCAGUGAAGAGUACGAAGCACGAUUUGGUACAAAUGCAGAUUGUAUUAAUCUAUCUGAAACAUUUCAAGCUUUUGGAUUCAAAGUUUACCUACUUGAAAAUUUGAAAAAAACUGAAAUGCUAGAAAAAAUAAAAAACAUUCCAAGUGAACAUGGCAUCAACUAUGAUUGUUUGUUUCUUUGCAUUUUAAGUCAUGGAUACGAAGGAGGCAUAAUUACAUCAGACGAGAAAGAAGUUCCACUAGAAGUGAUUGAAAGAACUCUAUGCUGCAUGGAAUUGAGAAAUAUUAUGAAAAUUGUUAUUAUUCAAGCUUGUCAAGGGAAAGUAUGUGGAAGAGCAUUUGUACCAAAGAGAGGAAAUAAUUAUUUAACAGCAGAUGGUAUAUGUGAUUUCUCUAUACCUGCAUCAGAUGAUAUACGCCAAUAUGAAAACUUUUUUAUGUUUAUGUCUACAAUACAAGGCUUUGUAUCAAUACGUCACAAAGAAGAAGGUUCAUGGUUUAUACAAGAAGUUUGUAAAAUUCUUAAAACAUAUGGAAGCCAGCUAACUUUUUUAGAAUGUGUCAGAGAAAUAAUGACAUCUAUUCGAAAGAAACAAGGGAUAAUAGGAGGAAGUCAAGUUGCACAACUAUCAGAGAUACGUCAGGAUCGUUUAGACUCGGAUUUCCAAUUAAAGAAUAAGGUUGAAAAGAUAUGAUUAAACUUAUAUUGAACUUGUUUUAAAUUGCUAUUAAUAUUUUGUAAAUUAUACUAUUAUAUUUUUCACAUUUCAUAAACAAAAUAUAUUGUUGUAUUGUAGAGAAAUGUAUACUAUAUUUAUGUCAUGAACAAAUUUAUAUACAUAACAAUUUAUAUAUAUUUAUAAAUGUUAUACAGUAAAAAUUCUAUAAUUAAUGAUAUAAAUGAAAACAGUAUAAUCCCCACUUGAUUCUUGAACUCGUCCGUAAUAUUACAUAUACACGUACUUCGGAAUGAUCAAAAUAUAUAUAGGAUUUUGAAAUUUUCUUAAAUAUUUUGUAAUAUUUCCGUAUUUGGAAAUAAAUGAUAUAUACAAAAUGUUUCGUAAAAUGUGUUUUUACUGUAAUGACAGAUGUUGAACUUAAAAAUAAUAAAAAAAGUUUAUAUGGUAAAUAUUAAAAUUAGCAAAAGAGUUGAGUACUAAAUUGCACGGUAUUAGAUUAGGUUAUCGUACAGAAAUAUACGUUGUAUAUAUGUAUGAGGUGUAUCUGAAAUAAAAUUAUACUGUAAUGGCGCACCGUUAGGCUGACCAAUCAUCUUUAAAUUUGGCGUUUUUAGGUGCCAUAACGCGCGGGUGAGACGGCCCCGGGCGAGUAUAAAAGCCGACUCGCCUCGAGAGCCAGUAUCAGUUCUGGCUUGAGUCUCAGGGCUUACCCAGAAACUCAUAAGCUUUCCUAGCUUCUCCUGUUUCUAACUUCUGAUUUUGGUAGACGGACGUCUACCCGACUUUUUGUCGGACGUAUCCGACGACCAGUCUGUCGGUAACCCCGAACGAUCCCGGGGAAACCAUCACUCCGGUUUCGACGCACUCGUUCUCGAUCCGGCCCGUCGCAGGGCGCUCCCUCUCGACAUCCCGUUUUUUAUUCGCUCGACGAGGUGAUCUCCUUGACGAGAUCGAUUCUAUUGGGGAGCCCCAAAUUCCUACGAUAGCUCCACUGCCAACGGCGCUGCCUGCCGGGGCAUCGAACCAGUCCUUUUUAGGGUAGACCAGCCGCAAAAACUAGCCAUACUAAUAGCUUGAAUACCAAUCAGCCGUUUUCAUGGGUCUGAAACUUCGAGGUUACUGGGCGCAAAACUGGACGAGAGUUCGCUAGUCAGUAAGUUCCCGUUAGUGGUAAAUCUAUCCGCGCAAUCGAGAAAUAUCCGUUAAUUUAUCCGUCUAAGCGUGCUAGUUAGUAAAUCUCUGGUAGUAAUAAAUCCGUUCGUCCGUACGCGCGAAUCUCUGUCCGCUCAUACGCUAAAUUGUAGGAUUAUAUAAGGAUUUAAAUAAAAUCUUUUAAACUAGAACGAUCUAGUUUACGAACUUGAGUCUUCUCUAUCCCGGGCCUUGAUAUUGGCGAGCCAAUCCGAGGCGACGGGAGAGGUGUACCGUUACAAUACACCUGAUUAACUUGUAAAUGAUAGGUGUUAAGAAAUGGUUGUUCAUAUAAAAGAAAUGGUUGUUCAUAUAAAAGUUACAACUUAUAUCUUACAAGAUAUAAGGAAGCAAGCUGAUUAUCGCCUCCGAUCCUAUUCAUAUUUUAGCGUACACCUACGACCCGACGUAUACCCGACGCAAUUUUUUUAAGUGACACAUAUUUUGAACUCCAAAAGAUGGUACCCUGUUCCAAGAUGAGUUCAACCAUACAUAUGUUAUGAUCUUGAAGCUAAUUCCCAAGAUAUGAAGCUUCAAAUUUGUCAUAACGCAGAUAUUUGCAUUGUUCGAUGUACAUAACGGAAAAAUUGUUUGGUCGGACUUGUACAUCAUAAUAGCCUUGAAAAAGAAUCGAUCUUGUGUGUGUGUGUGUGUGUGUGUGUGCGCGCGCGCGUGUGUGUGUGCGUGUGUGUGUGUAUGUGUGUGUGUAUGUGCGCGCGCGUCCGAGUGUGUGCGUUACAACAGAGAUAACUAGGCUUCCUAACAUCCGAAUAAAUGAUUAUCCGGAUAUCCGAGAUCGGAUUCGAUCUGAGAUUUCAAAUCUACGUCAUCAAAUACAAUGAGAUGCAUGAGAUAAAUGAGAUACGAACAAUUGAAACAUCGCAUCCGAAUCUAAAUUCACGGCGGAGUCGACAGCGACACGUAAUGCAAGAUUACGAUUGCCGGCAGUUUGGAUUUAAUACCAAUUUAAGUAAAAAUAUGAAAUGUAUAGGUUAUCGGAGUAUAAGGAUAUCGCAAGGAUAUCGUAAAUAAUAUAGUAAGGAUAUCGUAAGUAAUAUCGUCUCGCUCGCUAUUUGUCUCUGAGCUUGGUGCUGUUAGGUGUGCUAACGGUUGGAUUUCCGGGGAGAUGAAUAAAUAUUCUUAAUUAUUAUUAUUAUUAUUAUUAUUAUUAUUUAUUAAUGUUCCCCUCGGGGUUACAUGGCAUUUAAGGGAGCGUACUCAAACCCUUUACAACCUUAAUAAAUAUUCUUUUCUUGUAUAAAAUUUAGCGAGAACAAGAUGUUAAGUAGUUGGGUGUGGAAAUAUUGUAAACGUUCGGUAGAUGCUUUAACAGCAAGUUGCAAUAUAUGCUAUGUGGUAUUGCAAACAAAAGGCUCAACAUCUUCAGUAAAUAAACAUUUACGAUUUGUCCAUGGCAUGUUUGAAAACAAUACAGAAAAUAGAAAACGCAGGUUUGGAAAGUUUUUUAUAAUAUAUAUCAUUUUUACAAUAUUAUACAUAAUAAUAUAAAGAGAUAAUUGCAUAAUGAAUUAAUAUUUUAGUAGCAAUAUAUACAAUUACAUUCGACUGAUAUAACUUCAUUCCUUUCCUUUUAAUCACACCGACGACACGCUCGAGAAUGACGAAUCUUAUAAAGAUCCGAAUCGAAUUGCGAGGUCAUCAUCGUCGCGUACAUUAAAUGAAUAUACCCUAAAUAAUCAAACAUCCAAAAAUAUUAAUACGAAACGUCGAGUAGUCUAUGGACAAGUUAACGAUAUUUCACGGCCAUGUAGUGCAGAAAGAGUUGAACUCCUCGACAGAGCUUCGGUAAAAUUGGUAGUAUCGAACCAAUUACCGCUUUCAUUCAUCCAUAGUACCGGUUUUCGUGACUUUAUGAAAUUAAUCGAGCCAAAUUACAAAGUUUCAUGUGAAGCAACAUUCAAAGAAAGAUUAAUGCUUGCUUAUGACGAUGUAAGCUCGCAAAUUAAAACAGAAUUAAAUGCUGCAUUAUCUUUCUCAACCGACUGCUGGACCUCAAAAUCGGAGGAUUUUUAUAUCACCGUAAAUAUUUAUUUUUUAAAUAAGAAAUGGGAAGGAAAGUCUUAUAAUUUAAUUACGACGGCGAUGGACAAAGCGCAUACAAGUACAAACUUAGCUAAUAAAAUUAAAUCGAUUUUAAAUGAGUGGGAAUUGACAAAGCAAUGGCGUUCUCACCGAUAAUGCAGCAAAUAUGCUUGGAGCUUUUAAAAAUAUCAAUGAUAAAAUAAAAUCAGGAAUAUCCUGUGUAACUCAUAUUCUACAACUCAGCGUAAAAGAAGGUUUAAAUGAGCUCAAAAUUCAUCAGAUUUUUUGUACUGUUAAAAAAAUCGUAUCUCUGUUCCAUCAUUCGUAUAAAGCAAGUAACCCAUUUGAAGAGCAACAAAAAGCAAUUGCAUUAUCAGUUUUAAACUAAUUCAAAGUUGCCCUACGCGAUGGAAUUCAAUAUAUUUUAUGCUUGGUC
Messenger RNA from Odontomachus brunneus, 5336 nucleotides. It is a transcript of the gene Dredd, whose product is annotated as caspase-8-like. The record is from RefSeq and is a predicted model, not a curated record. Gene Ontology annotation, biological process: proteolysis. Gene Ontology annotation, cellular component: protein-containing complex. Gene Ontology annotation, molecular function: caspase binding; cysteine-type endopeptidase activity. Bases 197 to 1681 code for a protein of 494 amino acids. NCBI's taxonomy places the organism in Eukaryota, Metazoa, Arthropoda, Insecta, Hymenoptera, Formicidae. The transcript has 7 exons.